ACAGAUUGUGACUACUUUCAGAGGAGCUUUUUACCCAGCGAUGGGCAAGUGUAUUCCUCCUCUGGGAAAGUAGUGCUCCGGCGUCACCUGGAGACGAGCUGUCAAUCAUGAACAAGUCGCCGGGUGAUUGGUGAAGGGCGGAUCAUUGUCGGGCAGUUCCGCCAGAGCAGCGCUCUCUUAGAGAAGGCUGCAGUGAUCAACUCUCCAUUGAGUCAGGUCCAAACAAACACGGAACGACCUGCAACUUUCGCUUCCCCAGCCUCUAGGCUCGCAGCAAGUUUCUCACUUUGCUGCUUGUUUCGUUUCUGGGGUGGGUCUGUUUUGGGAAGGGGGGUGGUGGGUGUUUGAAUUCAGUCCCACCCGCUCCGACCUAACCUUGUUGCGCGUUGUGCUACAGAAUAGACAGCAGGCUCCUGCUUGCGUUUUACUGAGUUCUAGACUCCAGGCCUGGUCUAAAAUAUUCUCAGGUGAGUGUGAGACUCCGCGGUAUUUAUUCAUGGGGGGUGGGGGGCAGCAAUCUCAACGAAUUAGUGUGAGGCUAGGGAGUUUUUCUUUGAAGGGGCUAGUUUGAAAACGACCUCAGAUUGUGAACUAACUUGUGACUGUUAAAGUACAGCUCUCUAUGGCUAACUUUGAAUUUUUUUUCCCCCUUGUAUUUGUGUUGUUAACUAAUUCAAUUUUGUAACUGACCUGACUCCUCCUAAAGUACUUGGAUCGUUUAAUUUGUUUCAUUUUCUCACUGAAAAUUACAAUUGCAGCGUCCAAGGGCCGAUUGAAAAGCUUGAGUCCACUUUAGCGGCUAAUUGGAGAGGCGUGUUUUUCGUUUUUUUUGUUCAUUUAUUUUGCUGAUAAGGUUCCUCCUUUUAAAUUGCGUCCCCUGAGGUCUAAUCUAAAUUGUAAUUGACUUCAUUUGCACACGGCUAUCGCCUUUUAAAUGAGAGCACGGUUUUAUCUGGGUUCUGUGGAGGUGGAAACUUGGGUUAGGAAACUGUUGAUUGAGAAUGCGGGUUAAUUUUUUUUUUCAGCUAAGUGCUCUGAUGUUAUCGUCGCCGUAUGGAGGACAACUUUCAUUGAGAAAUGUCAACAUUGAAUAUUCAGGGUCGAUCUAAUUGUUUUUUUUAAAUUGGCGGCUGCGUUUUCUCUUUUGAAAGGAAUUUGUAGUGUUUCCCUUUUUUUGAUUUAGCAGAUUGUGAAAUAGUUACCUGUUUUCUAAAAGUCCUUCAGUGUCAGACGAUGGAAACGAGUUUAAUGAAACUUGAACCGAAAAAUAUUAUCAUUCUUUGUUUUCGAGUCUGUUUGACAUUCUUGGGAAAUUUUCCCCGGGGCACAGUAUAAACUGCAGGAGAUUAUUUUUUUUCAAACCAGGGUUGAUGUUUCGGACGUCGGUUUGAAAACUUAAAGGCUUAAUAUAUUUUAAUGAGGGCAGACUCCUGACCAUCAGCCUCUAUUCUCGCUACUGUCCGGUUAAUCUAAACGGAAACGGAAAAUCGAAGUCCCUGCAAUGAGCGCCAUUAAAUAUCGUGUGCCUGCAGUUCUGUCAUUAGUUCAUCAGGACUCGGUGACUCGGAAUUGUUCAUCACAGAAAUGAUUCCCUUUUAUCAUCAGUCAUCCGCCGGCUUCAAUCAUGGACAACACUUCACUUCCAAACAAGUUUACCAAGAGUAGGCUGAAAUGUUAGGCCUUUCGCACGCUUGCGUUCCAGUAAAAUGAUCCAAAUCUUAACACUUUAAAACUGAGCGAGUGUUAGUGAGUUCUGACAGUGGCCCUGAAGUUUUCAACUUUGGCUCGAAAGACGAGAUUUUAUUUUCUUGUAAAAUCACGUAAGUUUUUCCUUUCGCCUCGAAUGUGUGGACCGCGCGAUUUCGGUCUUUCAUUUUGUGUGGAUCUUGUUGACCAGAAGUUUUUAAUUUGGCGAAAAAUACAGCGAACUGAUCGGCCCACUUUAACUUGCCUGAUCUCGACAAUUUCCACACUUAAGUUUCACAAUAAAUUUAGUGGAUCUCUCUCUGGCCCACAUUAUCCUGUUCGAUUUGGGGGCUUUGGCCAACUUCAAGAAGAGUGAAGUCGAACCAUUUUGUAAACUUCUGGGUUUGCGUUUUUCGAAAAAGCAAUUUCCAAAGUGAAUCCAGACACUCUCUCUCUGUUUUGCCGGUUAAAUUAGAGUCCUACUCUGUCUGGGGCUGUUUGUGAUGUUUUAGAAACCACACUAAUUCUAAAAACACUUUUUGAUUUUUGGAAGUGAGAUUUUGUUUUAUUUUACAGGCGCCUGCGAUCUGGUGACUGCCGCAAAACGACGUUUUAUUUUUCGGCCGAAAUCUGCAGGUAUUUUCUCUUUAGCGGAGCACGGAAGGUUGACUGGCCUGGAUUUUGGGAAUAGUCCGAGGGACACGCUGCCUUUUCCCUGGCUUUGGAAGAUCGCCAUUCGUUAGUAUGAUGUCAUACCUCAAGCAGGCUCCGUACGGGAUGAACGGUCUCGGGCUGAGUGGCCCUGGGAUGGAGUUGCUCCACCACUCGGUGGGAUAUCCCGCGACCCCGCGCAAACAGCGGAGAGAGCGCACCACAUUCACCCGCUCGCAGCUCGAUGUGUUGGAGUCUCUGUUCGCAAAAACUCGUUACCCUGACAUCUUCAUGAGAGAAGAAGUGGCAUUAAAAAUUAACCUUCCCGAAUCCAGAGUGCAGGUUUGGUUUAAGAACCGCCGAGCUAAAUGCCGCCAGCAGCAGCAGAACGGGGGCGGCGGCGGCGGCGGCAGCGGCAAGGCCCGGCCGCCCAAGAAGAAGUGUUCCCCGGGCCGGGAGAGCAGCGGCUCGGACAGCAGCGGGCAGUUCACGCCGCCGGCCGCCUCCAGCUCCUCGGGCAGCGGCCCCAGCACCAACUCGAACCCGGCCUCGGCGCUCAGCACUCCGGCGGCAGCAGCGUCCAUCUGGAGCCCGGCGUCAAUCUCCCCGGGGGCGGCGGGCCCUGAAGCUCUGAGCGCCGCCGGCGCCUCGUGUAUGCAGCGCUGUCCGUCCGGCUCGGGCGGCGCCUACCCGCUGGCGUACGGCCAGGGCAGCGGCUACAGCAGCGCCUACCCCACCUCAUCCUCCUACUUCAGCGGCGUGGACUGCAGCUCGUACCUGGCUCCCAUGCACUCCCACCACCCUCACCACCAGCUGUCUGCCCAUAGCAGCGCUGCGCUCAGCCCCAUGAGCAGCUCUCCAAUGCCGGGGCACCACCUCAGUCAGAGCCCAGCUCACCAGGGCUACAGCGGGCCAGGACUGGCGUUCAACUCCGCCGACUGUCUGGACUAUAAAGAGCAAGCAACAUCUUGGAAACUCAACUUCAACACCAGUGACUGUUUGGAUUAUAAAGAGCAGGCUCCCUCCUGGAAGUUCCAAGUUUUGUGAAACUCAGUUUUACGCUCCAGCCUGGGAGCCUUUUAAUCAUUCUCCAACCCCCACUUUCUGAACUUGUUGCUUCUCUGUUCUGAUUUGACAGAGGGGACAGACUGGGACUUCACGUUGUUAACUGUUUGCUGGGUUCAUUUCCAUUUCUCCGUCUCCUUUUUAGGUGUUGACAAUCAAGCUGGUGUCUGUUUUAAUUGGAUUAUGCUGAGUGUAGGUGUUUGAGACAGAACCAAUCUCAUUGUCAUGGCCCUAGGAUGCAACAUUUACUGCACAACACAAACCUUUCAAUAAAGUCUAUUGAAUGAAAUGUA
This is a messenger RNA of Stegostoma tigrinum, 3695 nucleotides long. It is a transcript of the gene otx1, whose product is annotated as orthodenticle homeobox 1. The transcript has 4 exons. The record is from RefSeq and is a predicted model, not a curated record. Gene Ontology annotation, biological process: regulation of transcription by RNA polymerase II; multicellular organism development. Gene Ontology annotation, cellular component: nucleus. NCBI's taxonomy places the organism in Eukaryota, Metazoa, Chordata, Chondrichthyes, Orectolobiformes, Stegostomatidae. The coding region runs from base 2431 to 3384 and encodes 317 amino acids. Gene Ontology annotation, molecular function: RNA polymerase II cis-regulatory region sequence-specific DNA binding; DNA-binding transcription factor activity, RNA polymerase II-specific.